AUGUCGCGUGCGAUUCAGCCGCCCAGCAAGCGCGCCGGCGCCGCGUCCGCGGCAGGCCCGGCCCACGCGCAGGCGCAGGCGGAGGAGGCGCCGGCGGGGGCCGGGGCGCCGUGCGGCGCGUGCAAGUUCCUGCGCCGGCGGUGUGUGCCGGGGUGCGUGUUCGCGCCCCACUUCGGCGGCGGCAACGGGAGCGGGAGGGAGCACGGCGGUGGCGGGGCCGGCGCGGCGCAGUUCGCGACCGUGCACAAGGUGUUCGGCGCCAGCAACGUGGCUAAGAUGCUGUCGCGGGUUCCUGCGGCGCUGCGCCGGGACGCGGCCAGCACCGUCUGCUACGAGGCACAGGCGCGCAUCGCCGACCCCGUCUACGGUUGCGUCGGCACCAUCCUCGCCCUACAGCACCAGGUAGCACUCGUCCAAGCCGAGCUUUCCAUGGUGCAAACUGAACUCCUCAACCGCAGACUGGCCUUGGCGACGGUGCACCCGACGUACUCCGGCGUGUCUCCGCCGAACCAGAUGGUGAAUUGUGGCGCCCUUUCACAAGCUAUGGAUUUCAUAGACAUCGAGCCUUCGCUGAGGGGCCUGUCGCCUCCUCUCCUGCCAUCGCAACAACCACAUAGGGUGGAGGAAGACCAGGAGGGAGAAAGUCAAACCAUGGAUGUCUUCUUGGGGAAAUAG
Molecule: messenger RNA, 675 nt
Organism: Phragmites australis (common reed)
Lineage: Eukaryota; Viridiplantae; Streptophyta; Magnoliopsida; Poales; Poaceae
Product: LOB domain-containing protein 20-like
Exons: 2
Coding region: 1-675 (224 amino acids)
Biological process (GO): positive regulation of DNA-templated transcription; hormone-mediated signaling pathway
Cellular component (GO): nucleus
Source: RefSeq, a predicted model, not a curated record